This is a messenger RNA of Puma concolor (puma), 1509 nucleotides long. The record is from RefSeq and is a predicted model, not a curated record. Lineage: Eukaryota; Metazoa; Chordata; Mammalia; Carnivora; Felidae.
AUGGAUGUGGAUGAUGGACUAGGCUGGAAGCUUGAGAAACUCCAAUGUUUGACGGUCUUUCCUUGCAAGGAUGAAAGAGAAAAAGAAGGAAUGGCCAGAGAUGUUGGAUCAUUAAAUGCAUGCUUCCUUGCAAAGAGGAAUUUCCAAGUUGAUGUAUAUGAAGCUAGGGAAGAUCUCCGAGUGGCUAAAUUUGCACGUGGAAGAAGCAUUAACUUGGCCCUUUCUUAUAGAGGACGGCAAGCCUUGCACGCCAUUGGCCUGGAAGAUCAGAUUGUAGCCCAAGGUAUUCCCAUGAGAGCAAGAAUGAUUCACUCUCUUUCAGGAAAAAAGUCUGCAGUUCCCUAUGGGACCAAGUCACAGUAUAUUCUUUCUAUAAGCAGAGAAAAUCUAAACAAGGAGCUGUUGACUGCUGUUGAGAAAUACCCCAAUGCAAAGGUGCACUUUGGCCACCGGCUGUUGAAAUGUAAUCCUGAGGAAGGAGGGAUCACAGUGCUUGGAUCUGACAAAGUUCCCAAAGAUGCCACUUAUGACCUCAUUGUAGGAUGUGAUGGAGCCUACUCAACUGUCAGAACUCACCUCAUGAAGAAACCACGCUUUGAUUACAGCCAGCAGUACAUUCCUCAUGGGUACAUGGAGCUGACGAUUCCACCCAAGAAUGGGGAUUAUGCCAUGGAACCUAAUUAUCUGCAUAUUUGGCCUAGAAAUACCUUUAUGAUGAUUGCACUUCCUAACAUGAACAAAUCUUUCACAUGUACUUUGUUCAUGCCCUUUGAAGAGUUUGAAAAACUUCUAAGCAGCAGUGAUGUGCUGAAUUUCUUCCAGAAGUACUUUCCAGAUUCCAUCCCUCUAAUUGGAGAGCAAGCCCUAGUACAAGAUUUCUUUCUGUUGCCGGCCCAACCCAUGAUAUCCGUGAAGUGUUCUUCUUUUCACAUUAAAUCACACUGUGUGCUGAUGGGGGACGCGGCUCACGCCAUAGUGCCCUUUUUUGGACAAGGAAUGAAUGCAGGCUUUGAAGACUGCCUAGUAUUUGAUGAGUUAAUGGAUAAAUUCAAUAAUGACCUUAGUGUGUGUCUUCCUGAAUAUUCAAGAUUGAGAAUUCCAGACGACCAUGCAAUCUCAGACCUGUCCAUGUACAAUUACAUAGAGAUGCGAGCACAUGUCAACUCGAGGUGGUUCAUCUUCCAAAAAACCAUGGAGAGAUUUCUUCAUGCUAUUAUGCCAUCUACCUUUAUCCCUCUCUAUACCAUGGUUGCCUUCUCCAGAAUAAGAUACCAUGAGGCAGUGCUGCGCUGGCAUUGGCAGAAAAAGGUGAUAAAUAAAGGACUCUUUUUCUUUGGAACACUGAUAGCCAUCGGUAGCACCUACCUACUUAUGUGCUCCAUGUCAUUGAGACCCCUGCACUAUGUCAGAAGACCAUGGGACUGGCUCACUUACUUCCAGAACAGGACCUGUUUUCCUGCAAACUCCAUGGAGUCACUAAAAGAAAUUCCCAAUGUCAUUAGCAGGUGA